AUGGCCGACGACCGAGGCCCUCAGAUGAUGGGAGUCAUUGUGGCCCUCUUCGUCACCUCCAUAAUAAGCGGUGCCCUGCGGUUCUACACCCACGGCGUUAUUAUCAAACGAUUUUUCGCCGAAGACUACCUGACGGUCGUUGCAUUGUUGCUUUACACGGCGUACACGACGGUGGGCAUUCUCGGAGUUGCGUAUGGACUGGGCAAACACAAUGUCGAUGUGCCGCCGGAGGAUCGGCCGACGGCGAUUCUGUACAGAUGGCUCGCGUCGCUGUUUUACAUCGUGAUAUCGCUGUUGACGAAAUGGAUCCUGGGCUUGUUUCUUCUGCGCAUCUGUCCGCACAGGCGCUGGCGACAAAUCACAAUCUGGACCAUCCUGGCUUCUGUCACCAUCUUUGGCAUCAUGUUCUUCUUCUUCGCCUUCUUCGCCUGCCAGCCGGUGCAGUAUCAGUGGACGCGAUACAACCCCGUCCCGGCAACCGGGACAUGCAACGCGACCGCCUUUGCAACAGUCACGACGUACAUUGCUGCUGUGCUCAAUAUUAUCGCCGACUGGGUGCUGCCGGCUCUGCCCGCCUCUCUGGUGUGGAAGUCGCAGAUCGAGCCGCAAGUCAAGGUUUCCAUUAUUGCACUGCUCUGCCUCGGGUCAACAGCCUCCAUUGCAACCAUUGUGCGAAUACCGUACGCGGAUGGCAUUCUGAAUAGCCCAGACUACCUGUACACGUUUACCGACCUGGGCAUCUGGAGCACGAUAGAGAUUGGCGUUGCCCUGACGGCCUCGAACCUGGCUACGCUGAAACCGCUGAUGCGCAAACUACGCAUUUUCAACAGCAUGUCGGGGAUGACGCAGUAUGGUUCCGAGAGCCGGCAGCCUACGGGUGGUGCGAAUGGCGCCUCGGCGAGGACCGCUCCUAGCCGAUCAAAGUCGUUUGUCAGUGGCAAUCAUCAAGUAGUGAUUACUGGAGCCGCCUCCUCUCGCGAUUCACGGGGUCCCAGGUGGAAUCGCAAAGAGUCCAUGGAGCUGGAGCUGGUCGACAGACGGGAGGAAGCGACAAGUAGCUCGAGCAAGAGUGACUUGGAAAAGAGCCGGAACGAUAGUCACAGCGGGGACAGGCCUGCAUGGCUGAAUGUUUGA
This is a messenger RNA of Metarhizium acridum CQMa 102, 1134 nucleotides long. RefSeq lists its product as uncharacterized. The record is from RefSeq and is a predicted model, not a curated record. NCBI's taxonomy places the organism in Eukaryota, Fungi, Ascomycota, Sordariomycetes, Hypocreales, Clavicipitaceae.